Messenger RNA from Xyrichtys novacula (pearly razorfish), 14775 nucleotides. The record is from the annotation of a GenBank genome assembly. NCBI's taxonomy places the organism in Eukaryota, Metazoa, Chordata, Actinopteri, Labriformes, Labridae.
GGGGUUGUGAUUGGGGAGGGAAGGGAGCCGUGAGCGAGGGUUAAUGAAUACAGGCCACAUCGAUCUGCUUCCACGGGCCUCCUCUCUCUCUCUCCCUCUCUUUCUCUAUCGCUCUCUCCCUCUCACUCACCCUCUCCCACCAUGCACUCCUCUAUUCUCGGGCCAAAUGCUGCUCCAGCAUUUUGCUGACCAGCUACACUAAGCACAGGCUGAGUGCAGAGGGAUCCACAGAGGCCAGGAAACAUCGAGCAGUGGCUAAGGCGAGGCAAUGGCUAACGCUAGCAGCUAAUUAGCACCGUCAGUUCUCGCUAUUCUGUUGAAACAGCCACAAACAGUAACUAACCUAUAGAUGUUGUUUGCCAGCCUUGCAAACAGGUAGAACACUAUCAGCAGGAGUGGGUGAUUGUAAUUUGACCAGAGUAGUGCUAGCUUCAGCAUCCUGGCAGUAGCACAAUAAGUCACAGCCUGUGGGAGUCUUAACCUUUUUGGCUCAAUAGAAUAUCUGUUUAGCCCAUGACUACAGGGUCAGCUAGCAAUGCCUGUCUCAAGCUUUGAACUCUGGAUGCACCAAAAAUUCUUCGGCUGAAAAUUUUCUGCAGAAAAUGGCCAACAAGUGCAUUUUCGGUUGACAUGAAGCCAAGUCAGACUGUCGGAAAGGAGAGCUUUAAACACUUCAUAACAAAACUUGCCUGUACAACUGAGGUGGUUAAGCCAAACCUCCGAACCCUUUAUCAGCCCUACGGUCCAUUACAUAGGCAAGAGAACAAACAGGUGUGUGUAUUGACAGACAAUGGGGCUAAUGUUGUCAAUGUUAUCAAACUUUUACGUUUGAGGACAUAUUAAAAAAAACAAAAAACUAAACAUGGGAUUUUUUUUUUUGGGGGGGGGAAGGUGGUUAUCAACUACUGUCCUGUUUAUGUAUGGCAAAUCUGAACUUAUUUUCAUAAUUGAACCCCUUAUUUAACACCUAUAUUAAAAAUGGUGUUCAGAAGCAGCAAUCACUAAUAUGUCCUGUAAUUUUUUCCCAUAUCGUCAUAAAUAGCGUUAUCCCAAAUGGCCUUGACAUAACGUGAUAUCGAGCUAUAUCGCCCACCACUAAUGAGUAGAACAUGGCAUCGAACAGGAAAAGCUCUCCGAGCACGCCCACUCCGUCUGUGGUGGAUGAUGCAUCCAAAUACAUAAGUGGACGCUCAGGGAAAUUUCCUUUCAUGUUUAUUCAUACACUUAUAAAAAUGAUAGAAAUCAACAUUGCAAUGCAAAUUCAUGCUCAGCUCCUGCUCUUGGCUGCUUGAAAGAAUACAAAGUGUCGCUAGCCAUGUCUCUACCGCUCACAACACUUCUUCUCGUAAACUUUUGAGUUGUUUUCACCCCUGAUUCGAGGGUGCCAUUUAAAUGUGUAAACAACACAUGUAAUGUAAUGUAAUAUGUAAUACAUGUAAUAUUAAUGCUAAUUCAAUCUUAAUUUAUACUAUUACAAUGCCUUGAUUUUAGUGAGGUUAUUACACAGUCAUAACCACAAAUACAAUGGUUCUAGUAAUUUGCAUAAUUCUGGGUUUUUUCGGUUUUCUGCCUUUGUCUCCUCAUUUUCGGUUUCGGCCAAGAAUUUUCAUUUCAGUGCAUCCCAACUUUUAACCCUCACUCAGUUCAGGUGGAACAGCUGCUACCAGCCAUCAGCAUGUUUCACAACUCAGCAGCCAGCCGUAAGAGUGAGCUGUGUCAGUAAGGUAAAGCAGUACAAUGUGUUUUAUUACCAACCAUCCAUUGUAAGUGCAACAGCCCUGUGAAGUGGCACUGGCUGGUCGCAUUUUCAGAGCCAUCUAGCGUCCUAGCUUGAACCGUCUGUGGUGGUAACAGCCUGCACAGGCUAAUUGGGUCAUACACACACACAUUUAUCAACAUGUAGAUUAAAGUUCCUGCAAUAUUCAAUUCACCCCCUCUCACCCUGGUGCAGCUUUAUAGGGCAGGAUGUCACAUGCUCAGUAUUGAUUCAGCUCGCCGCAGCCUCGCUCCUACUCACACCAAAGUCCUCUGCUUACAGAUGUGUAGAAACCAAAACUCUCCAAAGAUUUCAACCAUUUUCUUUAACCUAUUAUGAGAUAUAGCCAGCUUUAUCACCUAGAAUCUGUCUGGGCUUUCCUUUAGAUAUCAGUCAUGUGGAAAUUCAUGUUGAGGGCAAAAUUUUCCUUCUGUUCCAAGAGAGCAAAGGCCGACUGUGACCACAACAUAAUGUCAGAUUGAGAUUGGAUUUUACAGCAGGUCAGCGGGUUUGACCAACACUGUUUUAAAUCUGUAUACCUCAACAAAGAGGACGCACAUCAGACAUUUACAGAUGUCAUUUUUACAGUUUAGAACAGUGCCUGUUGGAGCUCAUUAGGGCUUUUUAAACCGUGUACUAAAACUAAACCGAGUUCCUCACUGAGUGCUUCAGAUGGUGGGAAUGUGUGGAGGUGGGAGAUAUGGCAAAGAUAUCAUAUAACAUUUAUUUUUAGGAUCACUUUCUCAAUUUGAGUCACUUUUCUUUUCAUGUUCAUUUGUGAUUCUGUUUGCCUGAUACUGGCAAGUACAAACAACAUGGUUUGCCUUUUCAAAAAGCACUGUCCUGAAAGAAAAAGAAAACAGACCAGUGAGGUACAAUUGGCAUUUAAUCAACAGAAAUAUUAAAAUUGAUAACACUCGAAGUAUAGCCAGCCUCUGACUGAACUUAAAAAUUGACAAAUGUUUGGGAAGGUGAACUUUGCUAUCCUCAAAAGGUAAAAGGUAGUCGAAAACAGAUAAGGUCCAAGCUCCAGCUACUACCGCGUCAUACAAUGCAGCACACAUGUAGCAUCAUUCAGGUUGUUCAGAAAAUUAAAUAAAACAAUAAAAAAAAUUCAAGAAUCAUAUUUCCAUGAUACAGACAAGAUGAUAAGUGUAAAAUGUAUCACUUAUUAAAGCAAUCCUGACAGAUGUGCUCGGUGUUUCCCCUAGAAUUUUUUUUCAGCUGUGGCGGAGUGUGCGUGUGUGUAUGUGUGUCUCUCUCUCUUGCCACUCCAGGAGCUACGCUGUUACAUUCACAUUACAUUAACUGCGCUACUUGCGAUACAGACCGUGUAUAACCCUAAACAUUACCAUUUAGAUUAGUGGAAAAGGGUCCGGCGGGAUUUGAUGUGCUGUGAUGACUCAAAACAAGUCUAAAACAACGUCGUGUUGUGCUCACACAGUGCGAGUAGAAAUCAUGAGUGCCGCAUUGAUAAUAAUGCUACUAAUGCUAUUGAUGCUACUCGCUAUAUAGGCCGUGUAUAAGCUUGAACGUUACCUCUCACGUUGAUAGAAGAGGGUCCGACAGGAUUUGAUGUGCUCCUUGAUGACUCACAACAAGUCGAAAAUAACGUUGUGUGUUGUGCUCACACAGUGCGAGCAGAAUCAUUAGUGGCGCAUUGAUUUUAAUGAUCAUGUGAAAUUUCAGUAAUGGCACAUGUAAUUUAGCAGCCGCUGCUGAAUGAAUGUAGGGGAAACACUGCUGAUACAUAUGAGUCCGAGGUAGCACUAUGUGAAAUAAAAACACAUUUUCUUAAAAGAUGUGGCAGCUUUUAUUUAGCCAUCACGGUGCGCUGCUAUCAAUUGCAUGUAGGGGAAACCCUGGUACUGUAUUUGAGUUUUGGACCUAUAGGCACCUCCCUGCACCAGUACAGCUACUGUUCUGGUGCUGCCCUGCAUUGAAUAUGAGCCCGGGGGAAAUCCAUUGUAUAUGUAUAUCUUCCGUAUCACUUUCAUUUACUAGUGUUUCUCAGGUGCAGUUUUGUUUUGUCACACAAGGUCUUGUGUCUCUUCCUCCACAUGGGCCCAUUUGGGUCAGUUUCUAUCUAGUACUUGAAAACAGUUAAGUUGAUAGCUUUUCAAUGUAGUGAGUCCCCAAAACCCAUGGCUAGUGAUUUGAGUGGGUCCCCAGGAAAUUAAAUGGAUCUCCAAUCAUUUUUUGUUUGUUUGUUUAUUUGUUUCUUGAAAAUUCUGUGUUAAAAUAUGUACAAUCAACAGAUAAUUGGGAAUCUUCAAAAUACACCUGAAAGUAAAAGAAUUAUAUGAUUUUCUUUAACAGAAAUAUGUUUGAUCUUAAUUAUUAUGCGGCAUAAUCUAAAUGUUCCUUUAACUGCUUCCUGAAGAACACACUUGUUGUGUAGUAUGCACAGACAUCAACUGGGCUGAAAAAAAAAGAAGUAUGUGCAAGUGUAUGUACUAUUUUUAAAGCCAUUUUAGAUAUAAAUUAGAUAUAAAUACACAGAACACUACAGAGUUUUUCUAAGUAGCUGCUAGUCUGCACAUCUGAUGGAUUACAAUAUACUGUUCUGCAUUCACAUUAGCGAUAGGACAUUGAUUGACGUCACACACGCAACACACACACACACUCUCUCUCUCUCACUCACUCACUCACUCACUUGCUCACUCACACAAACAAAGAUAAAAAAGACUCACAUCACUCUAGUGCACUGUGGUGAAACUAUUUGCAGCACCAACCAAUUUUCUUGUAGCGUAUGUGGCAUAUAUGUCGCACUGUUGAGCUCUGGGAUUCACCACACAGUAGUAAAGGUUUUUAAGAUGGUGAUAAAUCCUUGGAGCAAAUCACCACAUUUAUGAAAAGACAACUAGACUACAGAGCCUGACACUUAUAAAUCUUAGUUUGAUACCCUGUAGAGUCAUGUGAAAAGAAAAGCAACAUGAAUAGAUAGAGGAAGACAACCGUAGGAACAUCAGGAGGAAACUCUGGGUGUUUAGUGUGCUAACCCCUCUUUCUCAUGUUUAUGUCCAUUGUGAUAGCACUGGCACUGCACCUACAACCAUGACAAUUGAUUAUAUGACCUACACUGUCUGCACCACCUUAACUAAUGCUUUGGUAUUGAACCCUGUCAUCAUUUUUCCUGCUAGAUGUUUAUUUUUAAAUUGUAGCCACCAGAAGAUGACGUGCAUAGAAACCUAAAACAUAGUUUUAACAAAAAUAGCUUGAUUUUCUUUUGAUAGCAUUGGGAAUCCAAUGUCAUUUGGAACUUAAAUAAUUAGUAUUUGUUCAAAUUCAUAAAACAGACAUGUGAAGUAAUGUUGACAUAACUGGUUGACUUGCUGAACACUGAUCUGGUUGAAUGACACAUGUCCAAAACAGGCAGCAUUAUCAUGAGUCAGUGACGGAAUCAGCAAAAUCCCAUUACUCUCCUUCGGGAUGUCCUAAUUGGCUGUAGCAUUACUGACAUCAAGGGGUUAAAAAUUAAUUAGCGACACCUACAGUACAGUUAACAAACUACAGUACAGGGUUUUCUUUUUAAAGUCAAUUAAGUCUCCUAACUCAGGGUGAAACUAGGCUCCUGCAUCGGAAACAGAUGUUGCUUCUCUCUCAGAACCAGGAAACCAUAUGUAUCCGCAGCCUUUCAGCCUUUUUCUUGAUUAUGUUGAUGUGCUGUAUGCGGGGGCUUCAAAUGUUUCAAGUCUUUAUCAUUGCACUUUGAGGUUCCUCACUAGUUGUACCCUCCUCGCUUAUCAUUGUGACCAGUAUGCUAAAUCUGACCGGCCAUACAUACACACAAGUAUCAAUGUUGACCGGAUCUGAUUUAGAAAACUUAUUUGUGUGUGUAUCUCCGAAGAACUGAAAGCUACUCUGCCAUGUGUUUUUGUGAUGUCUUCUAUUCAUUUGUUCCUUGUGUCCACACUGAGCUGGAGAAAGACAGUUUUUCUGCCCCCUCUGUGUAGAAUACACUCCACAACCGUUUUAAAGUGUCAGAACUCAUUUCAUUUGAAGCCUUUGGCACUUAUUUUAAUGGCAGACAACAUGAGACUAUUAGGUUGUGUCUGUUGGGCUUCACAUAAUUAAAAAAAAAAAAGUUUAACAAUUUUUCCCCUUUCUGCAAUCAAAAUUUUGAUAUUAAAUUAAAAAGGAAAUUAAUACAAGAUAAAUGAAGUGGAAUUUUAGUGCUUAAACAAUUUAAAAGAAAAUCAAAAAUACAGUUUAACCGUUUAUUUUACUCUUCAGGUCUACUGUCAGCUUUCAAAUCCAAUCCUACUCUUACCACCUUCUGUCCAGUCCUCUGACAGCAGCUCUGAAACCUGCAUAAAGAAGAGAGACAACAUGAAUAGAGAGCACAGGCGGAACAAAACGUCACUCUAUACAAUUUAUACUUUCAGUUUGCUUCUUUAUUUUUGGGUUCAAAUGAGGGGGCUGCGUUUAAGGGAUUUCAGGUGGAUGUUUAUCACACUCUUUUCCUGGAUGAGGAAGCUGUGACAUGUUGAUAUGUGGCAGGUCACUGGAUUGAUAUGUAACUGUCACUCAUGAACAGCUGUCUGGCGAUUGUGCCAUGUGUAUUUGAGUGGUUAGUCUGCACCUCUUGGGUUGUUGUUUUUUAACUUGUUGUCUCCUGAUCAUGUGAUAUUUAAUAUGACACCUGCCGCUGAUCUUUUGAGCAGGUCAGCCUUGUGAAAGACAUUUUGGUCUCAUAAUUAGAUAAAGAUGACAACAUUUUGGCACAUAGCAAACCCCAAAGCUCUCUCUACUUUCAAAUACCCCGAUAUCAGAUCUUUGUUUCUGUUUUGCUUCAAUACUUUUGUGAAAUACAAAGUAAAGUACGACAAAGAACUUUAAUUCAUUUCUUUUGUUGUAAACUGAAUGGGAUUUUGAUAUAAGUACUACAAAGUAAUAAAGGAGAGUUAGGAAAAAAAAACACAACUCCUUUUGUUUUCAAAAGCAGAUUAUCUUGAGUGCAAAGAUUAUCUUAAGGACAUUUUUCUAAUGGUUCUUUUCACAAAAGCGUGAGUCAUGGCUAUUUGUAAUUACUUUGUUUUCUAAACAUCAAAUUGUUUUUGAAUAGUCCUCAUACUCUCUAUUUCAGGUUUAAAGAACUCUAAACCUUCUUGUAAGUGAACACAUAAAAGCAAAGACUUGAUGGUAUUGGACAGGAGGUAUAAACAAUAAAUAAAUGAGAUCUCACAAUCAUCAUUUAUUUAUAUAUAUAACUUAAAACUUUGCACAGCACAAUGAGAUAUCAGGCAAGGAUACAUUUUCUCAGUGAUUUUUGUCCACUGAAGCUUAAAAUGAUACGCAAAAGUGUUAAUUUCAUGUUAAUGUAGCUUAACUUAAAGAUAAAUUACAUAUUGAGUUUUUUUUUUUUUUUUUUUUUGACCAUUGAUUCCUAUUUAUGCUCAUGGAAGCAUCACAAGACUAUUAACUUCAGUAUCAGUGCGAUAAAGCUCAUCAUAAUUUUGAGAAUUGUAUUUCAGCCAUAUCAUAAAACGAUGAUAAUCAACAUGCCAACAUGAUUCUUCAUUGUGUGCGUCUGUUGAAUGUGUCUUGAAUGCAUUUCAAUGAGCUUCGGUUCCCCUUCAUCUUUAUGAUCCCGUAGGGGAAUGCAAAAUUCCAGUCAUGUCCUAUUUAUUUUAUACAUUUGACUUGAGAUUACACUUGACAAUGGCACAUUUAUAUUUGUCUGCAUUGACUAUUCCUUUCAUCUUUCUGUAGACCACCAUCCCAAUAGCAAACCCUAUAGCAAAUAUAUAUGUGACAGGGGAAGGAGGAGAGGGAGAGAAUGUGGUCAUUAACCAAAGGCAGAGAGAGAGACUCCUUCUCCUGCAUUCAAAUGAUGCUUAAUCCAACACUAUCAACUCUCCUCUCAUCCCACCUACCCCCCACCCUGACUCCUCAUCCCUCUUUCUCUCUUCCUCCAUGUGCUAUUUUUCUGAGAGGGCUAUGCAGUAUGUUCCCUCAUCCGUCUCCCUCUUCCUUCUCCUCGAUACCUAUUUAUCUAAUUUCUCUCUCCCUUCCAUAGGCUCCUUUCCCCUAUUUCACCAAGGACGUGGAUAUAUCUCCUCCUGCCCGUCCUCAUCUCUCUCCACCACUCUUUCAGUGAGUCUCUUUUUCUCUAUCUUUCUGUCUUUCUCUAUCAUCUUUUGAAGAGAUAACUGUGUGCAAGCUCUUUCAUCUUUCUCCUCCCUCAAGAGAAAACUGCCCAGCAGACACAGAGAAGCAGAGUCAGCAUUUCAGCCCUCUAUGAUGUCACGGACCCCCGGACCCAGCCCCCCCACCUCCAAAACACUCACACAUGCACAAUAAAUCGUUUGACACUUACGAAAUAAGAAAAUAGUCAUUUGAAAAAAACAGUUUUUCCACUUGUCGUAAAUGCGUGACGAAAAGACUCACCAAAACGUGGUGUAUGAGAGUUAAGGAGUAGAGACAAGCUGCAUCCCCAGUGGAAAGCUCUGUUUCACUUGCCGUCCUCACGAGACAGAGAAAAAUCACAACCACUCUCAAGUUGGAGUAGGAAGUCUGCUUGUCUCUUUGUGAUUGACUGGAAUGGGAUGCUUUCAAUUCUAAGGAUAGAUUAGGGGAACGUGGUGUAGGUACAAGCAAGAGAGCCGAGCAGAUCGGCACAGGUAAGUGAUUUAGAGAGUCAGCCCGAAGAAAUAAGGCAACACGUGAGAAACGAAGACAAGAGAGGGAGCGAAAGAGAAAGAAGAAGAUAGUUACAAUGAGGGGAGGGAACAGGAGGGAUACGGGAGGAGGGGAGGUUGAAUGUGUUAAUACACAGGAACACUGCAUCAAACCAAUGCACUGCUCUGAGGCUGGCUGAGCAGCCGAGAGGAGUGCGUCAGCAGUACAUUCACGUUUCCACUGAAGGACAAAGGGAGGGGGCAGAGCGAGCAUCUUAGCUGCCUGCAACACCGACACAGAGGGGGGGUGGGAGGGUGGGGGGGAGAAAAAAGAGAGAUUGGAGAAUAAACAAGAGGAGGAGAUGUGGAUUAGAAUGCUGCUCCUGCUGCUUCUGUGACGGUGGGCUGCCUGUUUGAGUGCUCGCGUGCCUCCUCCUCUCCAUCUCUCUCACACUCUCUCUCCUUUGCGCACUCUAUCUUCCUCCUGCUCUUGAUCUGUCAGUGGUUCUCUCUCUCUCUCUCCCUCUUUCUCUCGAAAUCCCUCUCUUUCUGUCUUCUUUCCCUCUCUCUCUCCCUCCCUCUCUCUUUCUCUCUCUCUCUCUCUGUCUCUCUCUCUCUCCCUCUCCCUCUCUCUCUCUCUCUAUCAGUUCUACUCCGGCUACUGCAGUAGUCCACCAGCCAGCCGCAAGUCUGACAGCCACACACAUGGCUAACUGCCACAACUUACUACCUCAGCCCGGGAGAAAAAACUAACAAAUAAGCAAGCAGAAGAACACUGCAGGAGACAGCUUGGGGACAAACAGCAAGUGGAGAGAAGAUUCCUCAAUACCUUCCUCUGUUUUUGGGAUACAGCUACGGAACCCACUUCCACUCACAUCUUUCAAGCGCCAUCCUGUCUUUUCUCUCAUUGCAGAAGAGGACAAGAGUGCUCCCUCUCUCUUCCGACACCCUUUUGCGAAGCUCCAACAGUGCAGCGCAUCCCCCUCUUCACCCCCCACCCAGCGCCACCAUCUCUCCCACCACCCCCAACCCCCCUCCCCCCAGGAGGAAUAGACGGAUUACUGCUAACUGUGCACACGGCAGCCUGCAGCUGCUCUGACCAGGGCCAGCGAAACGUUGAGAGGAAGCAAGAGGAGCACAGAGGAGGAGUGGAGAGGGGGAUGACUGUGCCCGGAGUUCUUUAGCCUUUUUCUGUCUCUCAGUCUCUGUCACAACGGGGCUAAUCAGCAACCGACUAGCCCUUGGCAAAGUCACAGUGAGGGAGGUCUCUCUACCAAACAGGCGACCACUGGACAAGCAAACACAUGUACCAGGAGCCAUCAGAACUGGGAAUUUUUAUUUUUUUCAUUUGCCUACUUCUUGCCUCCUCCUCUAUUGCUUUUCACUGCGCUAUGGAUCAUUGUGAUUUAUCCACAGUGGAGCUGCAUUUUGGAGACUGUAGCCUUGCAGGGGGGCAGUUAGUGGGGGCAGAAGGGAUCCGGGCACCUGCCAAGCCUUCAUGGCCUUACCUCUGCCUGUGAGUGCUUUUCAUGCUUUUUUCAGUCUUGAAUAGUAGGAGCCAUUUUGUACCCAGGGCAAAAAGAGGGGCCACCUCACUUUUUCAGAAAGGGAAAAUAAGAAAACACCAGUCUCUUGUCUCUCUAUGGAAUGGAAUAAUAAAUGAACAUGAUUCAGGGCUGUUGCUUUUAACAUUUGGAAAGAGGCAAAAAGAACCACUUCCAAACUAAUGAGGUACGUCAUUGAUACUGUCAGUAAUCCUUUUUUUUCUCCACACUGCUGCUCUGCUUUUCCACUGCUACUAUUCUUGUAUUAAUCUCUUUCACUCUGUCUCCUCCUCUGUUCCUCUUUCCCCCCCCCUUCUCUCUAUCUCACAUCUAUUUUGAUGUAGCAUCUCCCUGCACUGUCGAUGGAACUUAGGAGCCUUAAGUUGCUCCAGCCAGGCUAAGGUGGUCUGUCCUCUGGUGUGUGCCGUCUCCCCCCACCAUGCAGAAUAAUGAGCCCCUCACACCAUGAGUCCUUUGGGCCAGGUUAGUGUGCAGCCUACCUGGAACGCAGCUCUGCUUGCCAUGAUCUCUCUCAUGGUACCUACUCUCAGUAUGUGCCAGUCUACGGGCCCUGCACUGGGCUCGGCUAACCCACAGAACUGUCCAGGUGUGUGCUCCUGCACUAACCAGCUCAGCAAGGUGGUGUGUACACGCCGAGGCCUGAUUAGGGUCCCUCCAAACAUCCCAGCCAACACCAGGUACCUGAACCUGAUGGAAAACAGCAUAGAAACCAUACAGGCAGACACGUUCAGGCAUCUGCAUCACUUGGAGGUACUGCAGCUUGGCAGAAAUGCCAUCAGACAGAUUGAGGUGGGGGCUUUUAAUGGCUUAACCAGUCUCAAUACCCUGGAGCUGUUUGACAACAGACUGACAGUCAUACCCAGUGGAGCUUUUGAGUACCUGUCAAAGUUGAGAGAAUUAUGGCUUAGAAACAAUCCCAUUGAGAGCAUUCCCUCCUAUGCCUUCAACCGUGUUCCCUCUCUCAUGAGACUGGACCUUGGAGAGCUGAGGAAGUUGGAAUAUAUCUCUGAUGGGGCGUUUGAGGGCCUUCAAAACCUCAAGUACCUUAACUUGGGGAUGUGUAACCUCCGGGAGUUUCCUAAUCUGUCACCACUGGUGGGAUUGGAAGAACUGGAAAUAUCAGAGAAUGUUUUCCCUGAACUGAAACCUGUGGCCUUUCGUGGGCUUAAGAAUUUACGCAAACUGUGGAUUAUGAACUCUGUAAUCACGACCAUUGAAAGGAAUGCAUUUGAUGACAUCACAGCUUUGGUGGAGCUGAAUUUAGCCCAUAAUAACCUGUCGUCCCUUCCACAUAACCUCUUCACUCCUCUACAAUACCUGGUGGAGUUACACCUGCACCACAACCCUUGGCGAUGUGACUGUGAUGUAGUGUGGCUCUCCUGGUGGCUCAGAGAAUACAUUCCCACAAAUUCCAGCUGUUGUGGACGCUGCCACACUCCAAUCCACAUGAGAGGUCGAUACCUGGUGGAGGUCGAUCAGACCACCUUUCAGUGCUCAGCACCGUUUAUACUUGAUGCUCCAAGAGAUCUCAACAUCUCAGCGGCAAGGGUUGCAGAACUGAAGUGUCGUACUGCUGCCAUGAGUUCAGUCCGAUGGCUUCUCCCCAAUGGUACCGUAUUGACCCAUGGCUCAGCUCAUCCACGGAUAUCUGUUCUCAACGAUGGGACUCUCAACUUCUCCAAUGUUCUCCCUUCUGACACAGGUGUUUAUACUUGCAUGGUGAGCAACAUGGCAGGAAAUUCCAAUGCCUCAGCCUACCUAAAUGUCAGCAAUGCAGAACUUAACACAUCCAAUCUGUCGUAUUUUACCACUGUAACAGUGGAAGUUUUGGAGCCCACAGUUGAAGAGACCCCCAAACCCAAGCCUACUUCUCCCUCUGUCUUUAAGCCUGUGUUCAUCUCCACACCUACUGUGCUCUUUCAGAGCACUCAGACUCCAAGGCAAGUGUCAAUCCCCACUGCCAGAAUCCCUAGCGGGCCAGCCGCCAGCCUGGAUGAGGUGAUGAAAACCACUAAAAUCAUCAUUGGUUGUUUUGUUGCUGUUACCUUGCUAGCAGCUGCCAUGUUAAUUGCUUUCUAUAAGUUGCGGAAGCGGCAUCAACAAAGGAGCACGGUGGCAGCAGCCAGGACCAUAGAAAUCAUUCAAAUGGAGGAAGAAGUUCCUCCUGUUCCACCACCCACCUCUGGAUCUAGUGGCUCUGAGGACACAGGGUUGGUACUGCCAACAUUAGUGGAACACAACAGUAACACCUUUAAGCCUGGGUACGUGUCCUCCUCAGCCCGCCAAGGGAGCUAUGGAGCCCACUGGACCCAGAACAACUCUCUUCAUCGCUCAGUCAGACAGCAUCACAGCCACAUCAGCACCAUUACUGAUCCUUAUGCCAUUAAGACUACUCAUGGCAAAGAGAAGGUUCAAGAGACCCAAAUUUGAGCUAUGCCUCUUCAAUGGAUCUAUCUCUGACUCUGUCCCGACCUCUCCUCUCCACUCAUCUGCUCACCACUCCAUGCAAUAGAAUGCACAAAGAACAAAACGGUAACUUUCUUUUGUACAGAUGUGCAAAACAGACAGUUUUUCGUUUCUUGUACAUGCCUAUACAUAAGUAUAUAAAUAUGAAAAAAUACAAAUAUAUAUAAAUGAAACUACCGGCAGGCAGUGGUGAGACAUGCAGAUUAUAUUAGAAAGUAAAUUGAAACUAUUUUCUAAUAACUGGUGACUUCUAUUUAAAAAAAAAAAAAAAGGUAAAGAUAAUGAACUGCUUUUGUGACUGAUAACAGAAGAAGGUACGAUCUACUCUUGGGAAAGAGGUGUUUACUUUUUUUUUUUUUUUUUUUUUUUUUUUUUGAGAAUAUUCAGGAUGCAGUAAAAAAAAACUCUUUAUACAGGAAACAGUUUCUAAAUACAGCCCCAAAUGUAAGCUCCAGUUUUUACCGUGCCAAAUAUUAUAUGCAAUAAAAUGGUAUUUCCAGACUAGGGAACACAAAAAGACACACAAGCAAAAUCUAGAUAGGUAGAAACAUUUGUCCAAGGAUAGCGGCGUAAUGGCACAGAUAGAAUGUGCUGUUCAGUAGCUAUCUGCCAAACGCUUUUGGACUGCAGUGAAUUUCUGCAGCUAAGGUUUAACCCUCUGUUUGCCAGAGCUAAGCUGCGUUUAUUUGACAGUGCCAGUGCUUUUUAGUUGUAGCGUAUCUAAACAUGUUUAGUUAGUGUGCACAUGAUUCUCCACUGGUUUAGCUGGCAAAGGUAAAGUGCAAGCUAAUAACAGUUGUUGCAAGUACUUUGUUCUGUUAUUAGUUGCAUUUUUUAUUUUUUUUUGCAUUAUUUUUCCCCUUAGGUUGUACAUGCUUUUUAAUGGCUUGUGUAGUGUUUAGGGCUAAUUUAUAAAUGCAUUACAGCAGUUGCCUGACUUGUCUCUGCAAGGGCUCAUUCUGAUGCUAAUUUUUCAAAGGAACAGACGUGGUGCAGUGAUACAGGUCUUUGCUUCGACCAUUUGGCUCCUGGAGGAAAAAAAAAAAUAUGAAGAUUGAAGUGAAACAAAAUGAAUGUCUGAUACUGGGGCUUUUCCAUGGACUACAUUAAAACAUGACUUUGUUUUUCUUUUAACAGUUAUUUUGAGCAACACUAUUUUUAUGGAGAGACUAAGGAGGCUAUGAAAAAUAAAAACCUUUGGUUUGUAUUUCUCUAAUCAGAAACACUUUCAUCUGAUGUUUUUUUUUCUUCUCUCUGAAUAUAUUUUCAUUUGUGUGUAAGUCGUUUUAUCCCAAAAUCUGGAGGCAGCAUUGUAAAUCGUAUCCUUCCCAAACCCCUCCCAUCUUACGGUCCUAUGCAUUUACUUAGUGUCUGCAUGAAUGGGUCUUUAAGUAACUGGUGUACAAUGCUGCAUUAUACCCCACAGUGGGGCUCUAUGCAGGUCAGAUAGGCUGUUGGUCUUUGAUGCCUCAGCUUAGUUCUUAACAUUGAUUUCUCAGUGACUGUGAAGGGGAAAAUACAUGUAUCCCACAGUUCUACAGUUUGUGGGUUUCUUUUUCCUUACAUGCUCAUCUGCAGGGUCUAGUUUCCACCCCAGCUAGUUGCUCAUCGUUGAUGAAUAAUGAAGAACAAACUAUUUUGGUCGGGUUAUCAUGAUUAAGAUUAUACCAAAAAAAAAAAAAAAGCUUAGUCAUUAAAGCAGGUAUUUCCAGAGAGCAAUCUACCACUUGACAAUAAGAAAGUAAACUGAUUUCCAUGUGUCAAUGCAUGUGUCAAUGCAUGUGUCAAUGCAUCUCUGAGCUAUUUGUAUUAUCUUGAUGUUACUCUGUCGAAAGGUCAGCUCAUAAAUAAGUGUGCCUAAUCCCUGCAGCGACUGAAACCCUUUACCUCUGACCUUAUGAUAUUGCCCUCAAUACGACCAUUAACCAUCCCUUCUCAUUAAGAACUAAUUCCAACAAAUUUGAUCAAACCCUGCAGGUUCCUGAUCCCUUUAAAGUUUGAUGCUCUACUGCGAAAGUGCUUCAGCCAAGGCUAUUUGGGGAUAAAGGGGAAAUUACAGUAUGACCCCUGUGCUAAUUAUGGAGCAUGGUGAGUUGACAAGAACACCAAGGCUUCAUUUAAAACCUCCCGGCUUGACUUCCUGUUCCAUCAAGAGGCGGUUAAUAAUGUGCUGCGAGUUGCUGUCGGGCAUAAUGUUACUCUGUGCAUAUUUUUCCUGUGGCAUUCACAAUCAGAUGACUGCAUCACAUUAGGAGAUCCUCUGGUGCAGUACAACAAAAUAGGGACAGCCUUUAUGUAACAGUCUAGAAUACAGGUUGAGUAGGAGUCAGUUUAAAUAGGCUCUAAUAUAGAUAUAUAUAUUUUU